UCCGGAUGCCCGAGGCAGAAGGAUGUUUGACCUCCGGAUAAGCGAGGCGCCGCUGUGCAUUCAUUCCCAGCUGCAUUGGUGGCGACAGCCGCGGCCCGGGCGGCGACUCUCCGGCCAGAGGCGGCGGUAGGACGCACCGGCAGUAGUGCGGCGACCGAGUCCGAGCUGCGUUAUCUCCCUCGCUUGUUCCUUCCCCCCUACCUCGCUCUCUCCCUCCCUGCGUGCCUCGCUUUCCUCCUCCGGCCGCCGGCGGGUGCGAUGUGCCGCCGCCGCUGCCCCAGCCGCCGCUGACUGACGGACCGGGGGGCGCCGCCCGCGCCCGGGACCGACCCGCCACUUGCGGCCGCGCCUUUGAGGUCACUAUCAAUAUCAGCUCACAUCAUUGAAAAGAUAAUUUUGAAGACAUGUUUUGCUGAAAAGAAAACUGAGAAAAAUUUUACGAAUGGGAUGAACACGCAUCAGUUAAUUGACUACCUACUGCAAUUUGAAUGUUAACAUUACCCACCUGGUACAGUUACCUAGUGAUGUACCUGUUCUCACGAUACCCUAUUUCAGUGUGGUCGUCUUGAUUAAAGAAUUCAAAGUGGAGUACCGCAAACUUGAUAUGGAUAAUAAAAAGAAAGACAAGGACAAAUCAGAUGAUAGAAUGGCACGACCUAGUGGUCGGUCAGGACACAACACUCGAGGAACUGGUUCUUCAUCCUCUGGAGUUUUAAUGGUUGGACCUAACUUUAGAGUCGGAAAAAAAAUUGGAUGUGGGAAUUUUGGAGAAUUACGAUUAGGGAAAAAUUUAUACACAAAUGAAUAUGUGGCAAUUAAACUGGAGCCCAUGAAAUCCAGAGCACCACAACUACAUUUGGAAUACAGAUUCUACAAGCAGUUAGGAUCUGGAGAAGCAUAUUGUGAGAAGAACAGAUUUGUAAGCUUGCAGAUUGGGGGUAAAAAUGAUGGUAUACCUCAAGUUUACUAUUUUGGCCCUUGUGGGAAAUACAACGCUAUGGUGCUGGAACUGCUGGGACCUAGUUUGGAAGAUUUGUUUGAUUUGUGUGACAGAACAUUUUCUCUUAAAACGGUUCUCAUGAUAGCUAUCCAACUGAUUUCUCGCAUGGAGUAUGUCCAUUCAAAGAACUUGAUAUACAGAGAUGUGAAGCCUGAGAACUUCUUAAUAGGACGACCAGGAAACAAAACCCAGCAAGUUAUUCAUAUUAUAGAUUUUGGUUUGGCAAAGGAAUAUAUUGAUCCAGAGACAAAGAAACACAUACCAUACAGAGAACAUAAGAGCCUUACAGGAACAGCUAGAUAUAUGAGCAUAAACACACAUUUAGGAAAAGAACAAAGUAGAAGAGAUGACUUAGAAGCUUUAGGUCAUAUGUUCAUGUAUUUUCUGAGAGGCAGUCUUCCUUGGCAAGGUUUAAAGGCGGACACAUUAAAAGAGAGGUAUCAGAAAAUUGGAGAUACAAAACGAGCCACACCAAUAGAAGUGUUAUGUGAAAAUUUUCCAGAAGAAAUGGCAACAUAUCUUCGUUAUGUAAGAAGGCUAGAUUUUUUUGAAAAACCAGACUAUGACUACCUAAGAAAACUUUUUACUGACUUGUUUGAUCGAAAAGGGUAUAUGUUUGAUUAUGAAUAUGACUGGAUUGGUAAGCAGUUGCCUACUCCAGUGGGUGCAGUUCAGCAAGAUCCUGCUCUGUCAUCAAACAGAGAAGCACAUCAACACAGAGAUAAGAUACAACAAUCCAAAAAUCAGUCGGCAGACCACAGGGCAGCUUGGGACUCCCAGCAGGCAAAUCCCCAUCAUUUGAGAGCUCACCUUGCAGCAGACAGACAUGGUGGCUCGGUACAGGUUGUAAGUUCUACAAAUGGAGAAUUAAACACAGAUGAUCCUACUGCAGGACGUUCAAAUGCACCUAUCACAGCCCCUACGGAAGUAGAAGUGAUGGAUGAAACCAACUGCCAGAAAGUGUUGAACAUGUGGUGCUGCUGCUUUUUCAAACGAAGGAAAAGGAAAACCAUACAGCGCCACAAAUGACUCUGGACACAGACAGAUCAUGGGGAGUUACUUACAUGUUCAUCUGCUGUCUUGUGAUUAAAAUCAUCUCUGUAGUGACCACAUAUAUUUUCAAGAACUCACUGUUAGAAACAAAAAUGUCAUACUUUCAUACUUCAUUUUGUGGUUGUCUUACAUUCGUAUUUUUUUCUAAUUUAACUUUUAUGGAAGCUUUAAAGUUUUGUCAAAACAUGAGUGCUUUGCCCAUCAUUGAAUGGAAUGGACCAAUGAGGUGGUAUUGAUGAAUUACAGUUCUGUAGAACAUUUUUCAGAAGCUCUCCUCCUGUUGUAGAAAGCAGUACAGUAUCUUAAAUGUCAACCAAUUAUAUACCUAAUCUGAUUUUUAUAACUUCUGUGAGAGAAUAAUCAAAGAGGAAUUUUCUCCCCAGUGGAUAAUGCAACAGAGAAAACAGAGUUGCCCAAAUAUUUAAAAGAAGUUAUCCCUUGAGAAGAUCAUUAUCUGUGUGACAUCUGCAUUGAUUUCACUGUUACUGUCGGUACUGCUAUUCAUGAGUCAUAUUAACAUUCUCUCUGUGAAAUCAUGGUACAGUUACUGCCCAGAGGUACUGAGGAAAAAGCUCUAUGGGUUUGGCAGAUGGUAGUGGUAAAAUGAAUCAUAAGUAGUGUGGUAAAUAUGAGCUCUGCUUUUGUUGCACCACUAAGUGAAGUACAGUGUUGUCGAAGUGGCAAAAGCGCUUAUUUUUUAAAAAUGCAAAAUAUUUGUAUAAUGUAACUUUAUGCUUCCAGGUAAUAAUGUAUGUUAGACAGCAAGAAAUGAAUACUUUAAGAAAUGAGAUAUGUUGGAGUUUUUUGAAAAAUACACUAAGGAGAAGGAAUAAAUGUGAAUCUCACCGCAUCAUAUGAGGCUGAAAUCUAAGGAGAUCCCACUGAAACCUGCUGCUGAACGAUUACAUUCACCUUAAGCAGAAAACUUUGGAUGUGCCACACAAUGGUGUCUGUUAUUAAUUAUUUGCCCUUUGAUUUUAAAAAAAGACCCUCAGCAAUAAAAACGGGGUCACGCUAUUGCCCUCUGCACACAUUAGUCUCUUGUAUUCAACUUUGCUGGUUCUCUGGAAUUUUCCUACUUUUUAGCGUAAUUGUGAUGAUUGAAAACUAUUUUGGAGAGGAUGGGUCAGGUGCUUUGUCCCCAUAGUCUUUUGAAGUGCCUGCAUAUGAACAAAGUAAUGGUUCUGUAAAAAAAGGAAACCCAUUCCACUUUUCAAGUAUGCUUUGUUUUAAGCCAUGAAGACACAGGUAUACUUUUGUCACAUUCUACUAGCCAGAAUUUGCAAGGAGAGUUAAGACAAAAAGACUGGCUAGAAAGAUAAUUAUGUUGUUCAAAUCUCACAUUCACCUUUCCUUCAUGAACUUGUUGCUUACUCCUUCCACUCAGCCCCUUCUUUUUGUCUUUAAGUGUGUGCCUCCGGGCAUGCUUAUUUAUUUUUAUUGUCUCAAGGUAACAUUUAAAAUAUGUAAUUAAAGUAAAUAAAUCUACAUUUUUGACAUUAUUGCAUUUACAGGAAUUUAACUGUACUUUGUAAUUUAUUUUUCUUAUUAGCCAAAAGUUCAGUGCAUUGUUUUUGAUGAAUUAGGCACCCAUAUGAAUACCGCAAAUCAGGACAUUAUCAUUGUUGCUCUGAAUCUAUGAAUGAUCUUUAUAAGUUCUUGAUUUUAAAGACCUACACUCAGCCUAGAAAACACUUGUUGUAUAAUUUGGUCAACAGUUUCCAUUUUAUCUAUUUGUAUACUGUCAUGAUGUCUUAAACUACAGGAGUUACAUACUGAGUUUUUAUUUUUGUUUGCUUUGAGCAAGGUAGAUGGAUGUUUUGGCCAUUAUAAUGUGAAACCACUUCUUUCUUUACAGUAUUUGACCAAAUUUGUGUGUCUAUGAUAUUUGUAAAUACAUGCGAUAUCUGUAUUUCUUAUCAUAAGCCUGUUUAGUUUUAUUCUCAGUAGGGUUUUUGGACUGUACAGUGUUUAUAUGAUCUGAACUCCUUAUACAUAAGAAGGUGUGUAUAUUAAUCCAAUUAUGGACUUAAAAUAUUUUAAAACUAUAAAUACCCUUAUUUGCUGCAAAGACCAGUGUGUAGACAUUUGCUUUUUAGCAAUAUUUUUAAGUGCUCCAUUUUAAUGCCAAGGAAUAAGUCUUUUGGCAACACAAACUGGUCAAUAAUAGGUAAUGCAGGUAUGUUCAGGUUAAGCCAACAAUGUUUUGCAUUUUUAUGCUUCUUUUCUGUCAACACUAAUGAAGUCAACAUUGCCUGAAUGUCUGAAUAAUGAAACACAUCCCUGUUUAAAAGUAUGUAACUGAAAAAGAAAUAAAAAAUAAAGGUAGUUUUUUUAAACUUGCUCUUUCCCCUUUCCUCUAAUAUGGGUAAAAUAAUGCCACUUACUAAUUGAAGACAGGAAUUUUAAAAAUUCAGUUUAUUUAAUUUACUAAAUGUGAAAAGCAGAGCUAAAGGAACAUUCAUUCGUUUGUGUUUUUUGACUUUGUUUUGCUUUGUUGGAACCCUAUUGUAAAGAGUACAUACCUGGAAGUAUCUAAGCUUUCUUUAAUGAAAGUUAAAAAAAAUUUUUUAUACUUCUCUGAACUCCUUAAUAGAGCAAUUAAUUAGAACUAAUGCCACUAAUAAACCGAGGGAAACAAACUGAAUCAUUUCAUUCCUUUUCAAAAAUGAAGUCAUAUUAUGAUGUUCACAGAAAUGAAAUAUUAUUAAAUCCAAUUUUAAGUGAACGACUUUAAUAUCAUUCCAGAUAAAGAGCAUAUAUCUGUGACAGUAUCUCACAGUUCAUCAUUGUGCUAGGUGCUUUAAGGUGCUCUGCUUACUGAAAGAUGCCAAAGGUAAGAUAAGUCAAAGCAGCACACACUAAGCCCGUGUGUGUCCAUUAAGCACCACCAUUCAGAAAGAAUAAGAUAUGGAGAUGAAACGUAACAGGUUAAGCAUGGGUUAAAAGGCCCUGUCUAGAAAUAUCUGACCUAAGAUUAGGUUUCAAUCUGAAUGACUGUAUAGUUGCAUUAGCACCCUUUGCUUUUGCAAGUGACAGAAACUUAACAUGGCUUCAGCAAUAGGCAUGCACAUUGUUACAUUUAACUGAAAAGUCCAGUGAUAGGAGUAGCUUCAGGCAUGCUUGAUCCUGGUGCAAAGUUCAGGAGUCUGUUUUUCUCUGUAUCUCUCAGUUUUGCUUCCUACUCUGCUGUUUUCAUUGUCAGGGAGAUUCUUCAUGUGUGAUGGUAAAGUGACCACCCAGCAGCUUCAGACUUCUGCCAUAAUCUCAGCCAAAACAAAGGACAGUUUCUCUCAACAGUUCCAACAAAAGCCUAAGACUGACAUUUAUUCCUUCAUUGGUUCACAUGCCCACCCUCGAGCCAACUACUGUGACCCAGGGAAUGUUGUUCUCCCAUCUUCAGAGGACACACUGAACUGAGAAAUAAGGUAGAAGGGGGUGUUCCCCAAAAGGAAAUGAGGAUAUUGUUACCAGAAGGAGAGUGAAUGGAUUCUGCGCAGGCAAUCUAGAUAUCUUCAGUCAUGGAAAUUUACUUCAUAAGAAUACAUGGAUCGUAACCAAAGAAAGAACUACAUAUAGAAGUAUUAUCAGUUGUUCCAUGGAGACUAUUCACAGAAGGUACUUCUUGAGGCACUUCAAACUCAGUAUUGACUUCCCUAGUAAUCAAUAGCUGGCAGUAUUGGUAACAUCUGUUGACUCUUCAAAAGCCAAAUCAUUUUGCCUUGUCUUUUAGUUGGCAAUUGAUGUCUUCAAGCAACUGUCCUUGCUAAAAAGCUAGUGGUCUUCAACAUGUUUUUCUCCUCUGGACACACUUUUUAGCUGCUGCAGUCAAACACAAUUAGCUUUAACUCACCAUCAAUAAAGAGCAUUCUUUGCUUGGCUAACAAAUGAGCCACUUGGAAAGUAAGUGGCUUGCACCCUCAUUCUCAUUUUUUUUGUGUGUUUGAAUAAAUUCUAUUGUGAUGAGA
Messenger RNA from Lagenorhynchus albirostris (white-beaked dolphin), 6021 nucleotides. It is a transcript of the gene CSNK1G3, whose product is annotated as casein kinase 1 gamma 3. Gene Ontology annotation, molecular function: protein serine/threonine kinase activity; ATP binding. The transcript is spliced from 17 exons. The record is from RefSeq and is a predicted model, not a curated record. Gene Ontology annotation, cellular component: plasma membrane; nucleus; cytoplasm. Gene Ontology annotation, biological process: endocytosis; positive regulation of canonical Wnt signaling pathway; signal transduction. Lineage: Eukaryota; Metazoa; Chordata; Mammalia; Artiodactyla; Delphinidae. Bases 605 to 2029 code for a protein of 474 amino acids.